UUGUACGGCCAUAAACGGAGCUCACAGGUGGUCUGUAAAGUCUGCCACGUCACCAGUCCGCAGCUUUCAGGGCAGCUUUUGUCACCAGUGGGAGUCAUCUGGAUAGAAAAAAGCGGCCGCGUCUUUUCGGAGCAGAGAAGAAACCCACUUCAGGCAGAAGAGAUGGCUCGCUCAGGGCAGCAGGGCGAGAUGACGGAGUACAAGAAGAUCCUGAUCAAGCGGGACAUGGAGAUGGGCGUGGUCAUGACGGUGUUCCGGCAAAAAGCCGAGCGGCUGACCGUGCAGGUCAUCAUGGAGACCAGGCAGGUGGCCUGGACACGCACCGCGGACAAGACCGACGGCGUCUUGGACCUGGCUGAGAUCAGGGAGGUUCGCGCAGGGAGAAACUCCAAAGACUUCGAGCGCUUUAAGGACGGGAAGGACAAACACGACGAGAACACCUGCUUCACCAUCUUCUACGGCUCACAGUUUGUCCUCAGCACGCUCAGCCUGGGAGCCGAUUCUGUGGAGGAGGCGCAGAAGUGGCUGAUAGGUCUCGACCUGAUGAGGGAGGAGACGUUGGCAGCUCCCACGCCGGUUCUCAUAGAGAGCUGGCUGAGGAAACAGAUGUAUUCUGUCAAUCAGACCAAAACAAACAGCAUCUCUCUGAAGGAGCUGAAGGCUCUGCUUCCGAUGCUCAACUACAAGGCCCCCAGCUCCCGAACCCUCAAAGACAAAAUACAGGAAGUGGGUGCAAAGAAAGACAGACUGGACUUUGAGCAAUUCCACAGGUUUUAUAACCUGAUAAUGUUUGAGCAGAAUGAGAUUCUCGAUGAGUUCAAAAGGGAAGCAUGUUCUUUUAUUCUUGGAAACACAGACAAACCGGAUGCCUCAGCUGUGCUGCUGCAUGAUUUCCAGCGAUUUCUCACUUUGGACCAAAAGGAAACCUGGGCGAGCGACCUGAGCAAGGUCAGAGAGCUGAUGACCACUUUUAUUGACGACACCAUGAGAAAAACCAACGACCCAGAGUUCACCGUCAGCGAGUUCCUCGGUUUCCUGUUUUCGAAGGAGAAUUCAGUUUGGGAUGAGAAGUACUCAGAGAUCAGCAACUUGGACAUGAAUAACCCUUUGUCCCAUUACUGGAUCAACUCCUCACACAACACCUACCUGACGGGGGAUCAGCUCCGCAGUGAGUCCUCCACAGAGGCCUACGUCCGCUGUCUCCGGCUGGGAUGUCGCUGUGUUGAACUGGACUGCUGGGAAGGCCCCGGGGAGCCCAUCAUCUACCACGGCUGGACCAGAACAACCAAGAUCAAGUUUGAGGAUGUCGUCAAAGCCAUAAACGAGCACGCUUUCGUCACCUCAGACUUCCCGGUGAUCCUGUCCAUAGAGGAGCACUGCCCCAUAGAGCAGCAGCGUCAGAUGGCUCGCAUCUUCAAAGAUGUGUUCGGAGACAAACUUCUGACGGACCCAGUGGAGCAAAUGGCCGAGCAGCUCCCUUCCCCCACACAGCUGAAGGGAAAGAUCAUCCUGAAGCACAAGAAGCUCAACGUGGAGGGUGGAGGGACCAGUAAAGACUUCAGGAAGGGCCAGAAGCAGGGGGAUCUGGAGAUCUGGGACCCUGUAGACCAGCGAUGGAACACGCACUACUGUGUGAUCUCUGAUGAUAAACUGUACUACGCAGAUGAGUAUGAAAACGAAGAAGAGGAUCCCAGGAAGUAUCAGGACCUCCACUGUGCAGAGCCGUGGUUUCACGGCCGGAUGAAGGAGGGCAGGCAAAUGGCGGAGAGGCUGAUCCACGACUACUGCACAGAGACGGGGGGGCGCGACGGCACCUUCUUGGUCCGGCAGAGUGACACAUACGUCACAGACUUCACCCUCUCUUUCUGGCGCAGUGGGAGAGUCCAGCACUGCCGGAUUCGCUCGUCCCCGGAGGGGAACCAAACCAGCUUCUUCCUCACCCCGAACCUGUCCUUUCCCAGCGUGUACCUUCUGAUCCAUCACUACAGAGAAAACCCGCUGCGCUGCCAGGACUUUGAGCUGCGCCUCACCGACGCCGUGCCCAAGCCCGACCCACACCUGCAGGAGGGGUGGUUCUACAGCAACCUGAGCAGAGGUCAAGCAGAGGACUACCUGCUGAGGAUUCCCAGAGAUGGAGCUUUCCUCAUCCGACAGAGAGAAGGAGAGCCGGACUCCUUCGCCAUCACGUUCAGAGGGGACGGUAAAGUAAAACACUGCCGAAUCCAGAAGGAGGGAAACAUGUACCUGCUGGGCACCACUACAGAGUUUGAGAGCCUGGUGGAGCUGGUCAAUUACUUCAAGAAGAAGCCACUGUAUCGGAAAAUCAAGCUACGCUACCCCGUCACCCCUGAGCUGGUCGAUCGCUUCAGCUCGGAGAAAAACUGUGCUUCCCUGUACGAGGUGAAGACCUACGUGGAGCCCAAUGAGAUCGAGCCCUCGCUGCCUCAGAAUACAGUUCGGGCUUUGUACGCCUACCAGGCGACGAGGCCGGAUGAGCUGAGCUUCAUUAAAGGGGCCUUGAUCCACAACGUGUCCAAAGAGAUCAGUGGAUGGUGGAAGGGUGACCACGGUGGAAGGAUACAGCUUUUCUUCCCCGCAAACUAUGUGGAGGAAGUGUCCAACGGCACCCAGCCAGACAUGAGAGCGAAGGAUUUGGAAGAUAAUCCGCUGGGAGAGCUAUGUAAGGGGAUCGUGGACAUAUCCAAGUGCAACAUUCAAAACUUACGGAGCGGGAAGAACGGGAAGCCCCAUGUGUUAGCCCUGCAGAACGCAGAGGAGGACAGCCUGCAGUUCGACCUGGCCACAGACACACUGGAGGAGCUGUUCGAAUGGUACCAAGUGGCCUGGGACAUCACCCAGAGAGCCAUGAGCCAGCAGUACAACAAGGAACAAGAGAUGAGGCAGCAGGAGGAAGUGGAGAAGAAGGCAGAGGUUGCCAUGGAGAUGUCGGACCUGGUGGUCUACUGUCAGCCACGCAGCAAAGAGAAGGACCGUUUUGAAAAUUACAGCUACAAGGAGAUCCGCUCCUUUGGGGAGAACAAGACACCAGGAAAGAGCCGCACCAAGGACUUCCUUCAGUACAACCGCAAAGCUCUGAGUCGUAUCUACCCAAAGGGCCAGCGUGUGGAGUCCUCGAACUACGACCCCUACCCCCUGUGGAUGGUCGGCUGCCACAUGGUGGCUCUCAACUUCCAGACUGCAGAUAAGUACACCCAGCUCAACAGCGCCCUCUUCAGUCUGAAUGGACGCACUGGCUACGUGCUCCAGCCGGAGCUCAUGCGCUCCGACGGCUACGAUCCCCAUCAGGAGAAGAAGACAGUCCAGUUCAACAUUAAAGUGAAGGUGAUCGCUGCCCGACACCUUCCCAAGCCUGGACGCAGCAUCGCCAGCCCCUUUGUGGAGAUCGAGCUGUGUGGGCUUUCGGAUGAGAAGUUCAAGACCAGCGUCUGUCGUGACAAUGGGCUGAACCCCGUGUGGAAAUCCCAGGCAGAGAUGGUGGAGUUCACCGUGCACGAGCCUGAAUUUACCUUCCUGCGCUUUGUGGUCAACGAGGAGGACAUGUUCUCAGAUCCCAACUUCCUUGCUCAGGCCACGUUUCCUGUCAAAGGCCUCCGCUCAGGUUAUCGCUCCGUUCCUCUGAAGAAUGGCUACAAUGAAACCUUGGAGCUGGCCUCUCUGCUGGUCUACAUCAACGUGCAGCCGGCGGGGAAACCGGAGGAGGACCUGUACUCGUCCUCCAGCCAGCUGAAGAAGAAGCAGAGCCAGCAGGGCGAGCCCUUCCUGUACGACACGCACAGCAACAUCCAGCGCUCCACUCUGCCGCGCCAGCAGAACAACCUCUCCAGGGACUCCAGCGAGAGGAGGAUGAAAGGGAAGAAAAUAAACAACAGCAAGUUCUACUCCUGAGGCCUCUUCUGUCCACCUGACCAUCACAGAAUGGAAAGGUUAAAGGUCGUCCAGCCAGAGUGAAAUUUCAAUCUAUUUAUUUAAGAUGAAAAAAAAACAUUUUUUUCGACUGUAAUAGUUUCACAGGUGUGGAAAUAUCAGAAAAAACUUUAGUCGGCCAGCGUCGUGCUCCUUGAGUCUGCAGUCGGUCUGUGAGUCAUGUGACACAGAUGGUAUUUAUUUUCAAGCAGAAACAUUGUUCACAUCCAGUAAUCAUUUUUGCUGCCUUGCAGAAGGCCUCAAUAGUGCAGAGGAGCUUGUGUUUGAAUCGUUUUUUGGUCGCGAUGUUGAAAAGUGUGUGAAGUGUGAUGGUACUGAAGGCAGUUUUUGCCAAUGUUUGAACAGUGUGACAUUAUUUUCCUUUACUAUGUUUUUUAAAUCCAGGUGAAGUCAGAUUCAUGAGAUUUAUCAAACGCAAUGAGAGUGUUUAUGAUAUUUAAAUAAAUAAAUAAUUCCUCUUGGACUUUAAUCUCAAGUGAGUCAAUAAAGAGUGCUUGAUGUCAAUUUCUUUUUUAUUUCUUAGGUUAAUAUCAGGUCCUGAACCAUUUGUAAUGGCAAGAUUUAGUCAGC
This is a messenger RNA of Menidia menidia (Atlantic silverside), 4515 nucleotides long. The record is from the annotation of a GenBank genome assembly. NCBI's taxonomy places the organism in Eukaryota, Metazoa, Chordata, Actinopteri, Atheriniformes, Atherinopsidae.